AUAAAUGUUUAUCAAGAAUUAUUGUUCCUAGUUCUAAUAGUCGCCUUACGAUGGCAUCUAAAGUUUAUUUCUGCCUUGUUGGGUUAGGUCUUCUAGGAGGGGUAGUCAGAGGUGAGGCCCCGUCUGAAUGUACCCCUGGGAACAACAAUCUAGGAGAAUGCGGCUGCGCUGAACAAAUAUUUAUAAACAAAGAUUGCACACAGGGCUACUACUGCUCCAACAGUACAAGUGGGUGUGGUAUAACUUGUGGUGAGGGAAAAAUUCUUCUUGUAGACCCUAGAAACGAGAGUUUCUGGAGGUGUGUUGAUUAUUCUAUUGAUUUAGCUCGAAAAUGUCCUGGGAAAAUGAACACAGAUUGUGAGAAGUGUGAAGAGGAAAGUUGUCCGUUUGGAGAAUGUGAUUGUCCUCAACAGUACUUCGUAUCAGCAGACUGCAAAACAGCAAGAACCUGUAAUGACCGUUUCAUCAAUAAUAAUAUAACCUGCACAGAUAACACAAUUGUGGAUAUAAAUCUCAGCCUCAAUACUUCCUUGAGCCUGAAAUGUAUAGAGGAUGAUGGAAGAUGCUUAAAUAGAGCAUUUAACUUUGGAUGUUCAGCAGCAACAACAACAACAACAACAUCAACAACAACAACAACUAUGAGUACAACAACCAAAUCCUCGACAGUCCUCUGCUCUUACGCCAACAACACCCUAGGAACAUGUGAGUGUGGAAAGCAGUUGUUUAUCAACAAGGACUGUACAGAGGGUUUCUACUGUAUGGAGUCUGGGUUCCCUGAAGGUGUAAAGGCUGAUGGUUGUAUAAAAUCAUGUAGACCUGACGAGAUUCUUAUAGUUGAUGUUGGAAAAUAUGAUUGGGAAUGUGUUCCUAAAUCCUUUUCACCUGGCCUAAACAGGAUAUGUCCAGGAGAAUUUCAUGUUGAAUGUCCUGGAAACGGAGAUAUAGGAGAAUGUGAAUGUGACGGUCAACUCUGGAUUAAUGAUGACUGCAGAAAAGGGUUUUACUGUAGCAGUAAGAUGCCUGGGGGCGGACAAGAUAUCUCAUGUAAAGAGGAGGAGCGUAUUAAUGUUAAUAUGAUUAACCAAACAUGGUCUUGUGUACCGGAUGAUGGCUUGUGCCCUGGUGGUCUGCAUACACAAUGCGAAACAACAACAACAACAACUGAACCAAAUGCAGCACCAGCAAUAUUUAGUUCAUUGUUUACCAUCCAAAUACUGGGAAUAAUCCUUUACUUCACAGUUUAAUUCUUCUAACCUUUCAAGAAUACAUCUUAUUGAAAAACAGAUUGUAUCAUUUCGGCUGUAAACAAAAAAUAACAUCACUUUAACUUUCAUAAAUACUUGGUAGUUUUUAUAAUAUUCUUUUCUUUUUGUAACCUUGACCUGAAGAAAAAAAUAUUUGCUAUAAAUAAUUUUUGAAAAUGCUUUAUUUCGAUAUAUGAAUCGAUAAAUAAACAUAAGAACUUAA
This is a messenger RNA of Eurytemora carolleeae, 1467 nucleotides long. RefSeq lists its product as uncharacterized. NCBI's taxonomy places the organism in Eukaryota, Metazoa, Arthropoda, Copepoda, Calanoida, Temoridae. Bases 51 to 1244 code for a protein of 397 amino acids. The transcript is spliced from 14 exons. The record is from RefSeq and is a predicted model, not a curated record.